AUGAUGGAAUCUGCCAAUCUUGGCCAGGUGGCCUAUUUCAAUCUCGGCUCUCACCAUCGGCCAGUGACAACGCGCUCGCAGGACGCUCAGCUAUGGUUUGAUCGCGGACUGUUAUGGGCAUAUUCCUUCAACCACGGAGAAUCGGAGCGAUGCUUCGACCGAGCUGCUAGAUCUGAUCCUACUUGCGCCAUGGCAUUUUGGGGCAUUGCCUAUGCAGCUGGGCCCAAUUACAACAAAGCAUGGCGAUUCUUUGAUCAGGCAGACCUUAAGGCGUCCAUCAAGCGAGCGAAUGACGCUUUGGCCCGUGCCACUCAACUAGCAGUCCAAGCUGCUCCUGUUGAACAAGCACUGAUUGAGGCUAUUACCUCCCGCUUCCCGCCGACAGACAAUAUCCCUGCCGAUCUGAGUUCCCUGGAUCACGCCUAUGCAAAUGCCAUGCGCCCCGUGUAUCAAAAAUUCGGCAGUGACCCAGAUGUGGCUGCGCUAUUUGCCGAAUCUCUUAUGUGCAUCACUCCUCGGGGCUUAUGGAAUCUGGACACUGGAGAGCCUAGCGGCGACCACACCGUCGAAGCUAGAGAAGUGAUUGAGUCAGCGCUCAAGCGUACAGGCGGUUAUAAUCACCCUGCUCUGUGCCAUCUUUACAUUCACAUCAUAGAGAUGUCCCCAUUUCCGGAACUAGCACUCCCUGCCGCUGAUCGACUACGCCAUAUGGUCCCUGAUGGUUCUCAUAUGCUGCACAUGCCCACUCAUAUCGAUGUUGCAGUUGGCGACUAUCGCCGUGCAGUCGACUCCAACCAUGAAGCUAUGGUCGCAGAUGACAAGUACUUCGCUCGCGAAGACGCUUCUAUCCAGUAUGUCGGAUACAGGGUACACUAUAUAUGUGCGAAGCUGUAUGCUGCUAUGAUGUCUGGCCGCUUUAAGGAUGCCAUGUCAGCUGCCAAGAAGCUUGAAGACAUUAUUGACACCAGACUGCUAUCCAUUACCACCCCACCCAUCGCGAAUAGCAUAGAGAGCUUUCUGGGCAGUAAGGCACAUGUGCUAAUUCGCUUCGGUCGCUGGGAAGAUAUUAUUGAACUUGAGUUACCUACUGACCGCAGCUUGUACUGUGCCACAACAGCGGUUAUCCUCUACGCACGCGGACUUGCUUACAGCGCCCUCGGUCGGAUUGCAGAGGCCGAGGUGGCUCAGACUGAAUUUGAAGCAGCGCGCGCACUUGUUCCAGAGUCUCGCUUGAACAGCAUACCUUGCAAAGAGGUUGAUGUACUCAGUGUCGCGUCGAAAAUGCUAACCGGGGAGCUGGAAUACCGUAAAGGCAACUAUGAGGUGGCCUUCACGGCUUUGCGACAAGCUAUCCAGCUUGAGGAUGGGCUACCAUAUUCUGACCCACCACCUUGGAUGCAGCCUGUUCGCCACGCUCUUGGAGGCCUGCUACUCGAGAAAAACCGUGUCAAAGAGGCAGAAGUGGUGUUUAGAGAAGAUCUAGGUCUCUUAAGGGACUUCCCUCGACGCCGAGCAAGGCUAAAUAAUGUGUGGGGUCUGCACGGUCUGCACGAGUGUUUUACGCGUUCCGGAAAGACGGAUGAGGCUAUCUUUGUUCAAUCAGCGCUUGACAUUGCCUUGGCUUCUGCUGAUGUUCCGGUUUCUGCUUCGUGCUACUGCCGCAGAUCGGCUGUGGAAGGCAGCGGCUGUUGUUCAUAG
Messenger RNA from Aspergillus luchuensis, 1698 nucleotides. RefSeq lists its product as uncharacterized. The coding region runs from base 1 to 1698 and encodes 565 amino acids. Gene Ontology annotation, molecular function: protein binding. The record is from RefSeq and is a predicted model, not a curated record. Gene Ontology annotation, cellular component: intracellular anatomical structure. The transcript is spliced from 2 exons. NCBI's taxonomy places the organism in Eukaryota, Fungi, Ascomycota, Eurotiomycetes, Eurotiales, Aspergillaceae.